This is a messenger RNA of Owenia fusiformis, 315 nucleotides long. The record is from the annotation of a GenBank genome assembly. Lineage: Eukaryota; Metazoa; Annelida; Polychaeta; Sabellida; Oweniidae.
ACCGACUUAUCUCUAUGUGAAGUAAAGGUGUAUGGUUCUGCAAUAGAAAGAGUCAUUCCUCCAACAACAAUAAAGUUGGACCUAUUUGGGAGUACAGCUGACUCGUCAUCAGGUUUGGAGGAGCAAUUACCCAUUGACGCUGAUUAUACACAGACAGCUGGUCUAUGUACAAGCAUAACGGGAGUAGACCCUUGGUGGGUGGUAGACCUAGGAGGAUCCUACUACGUUGCAACAGUGAAUAUUUAUACACUGACGACUUUAAACAACUUCGACAUCCGUUUGAUAUCAGUAUUAGAUGUAAAUCCACUUGCAUCC